Messenger RNA from Setaria italica (foxtail millet), 978 nucleotides. RefSeq lists its product as uncharacterized. The coding region runs from base 143 to 733 and encodes 196 amino acids. The record is from RefSeq and is a predicted model, not a curated record. Lineage: Eukaryota; Viridiplantae; Streptophyta; Magnoliopsida; Poales; Poaceae. Gene Ontology annotation, molecular function: protein binding. The transcript is spliced from 2 exons.
GCCUCUAUAAAUUCAUGGGUAUCCAACAGCGGCAGGAUCCGGCAGCUUGUGUUGUAGAGGGAGCUUGCAGUAUAAAUAGAGACCACGCAGAGUCGCAGAGGAGCGGCAGGGAGUUGUUGCUUACGGGGGAGGAUUUGAGGAGAUGGAGGUGCAGCCGGAGCUGUCGCUGGGGAUGUCGGCGCCGGCAGCGGGCUUUGCUGUUGUGAAGAGCCCCAGGAGCUCGUCGUCGGACUCGGACGGCAGCGGCGGGAAGAAGAGGAAGCACUUCGCAUGGAGGGAGGAGGCCAUGUCCCAUGCAAGCGGCCUGGAGCUCCAGCUCGGCGACCCUCUGCCGCCGGACUGGGAACAGUGCCUCGACCUGCAUUCUGGGAGGAUGUACUACCUGAACAGGAAGACCAUGAAGAAGAGCUGGGUGAGGCCGAGGUCGUCCAACAAGGAGGAGCAGGGCGCCCUGAACCUGGAGCUCAACAUCUCCACGACCCCUUCCAUCUUCGACGGCAAGGCUAGCUCCAUCGGUGCUGCCGUUGCGGACGAGACCAGAAGCCCGAAUGGCGGCGGCCACAUGGUGGCCGUGCCCUGCGCCAACUGCCACCUCCUCGUCAUGCUCUGCAAGUCCUCCCCGUCGUGCCCCAACUGCAAGUUCGUGCAGCCGUCGGUGCCUGCCAUGCCGCGGACGCCUCCCCGCCGGCUUGACGCCGUCAAGCCGCUGGAGACCCUGAGCCUCCUGCACUAGGCUUGCACCGUGCAAGCGGGGCAGGGCAAGCAGGCCACUGUAGAAAGGGGAGACAGCAAGUGAAAACUGAAACUAAGUUGCUCAAAACUCAAAUAGUAGUGGUGAGAUAGAUGAGCUAGAUGGGGGACUGUGUGGGUAUAACUGUAAGGGUGCUGCACAUGCUGCAACUUAAAUGCAAGUGAGGCGACCAAGUAGUAAUUAAGCAAAAAUCAAUUUAAGCAUCCUCUGUUUCGAUCGACAUUAUA